AUGUCUUCAAACGAGGCUGGUGCUGGCUCCAACCAAGCCGGGCCCUUGGAACGGCUAAAGACUGGAUUCAAGGGCCUGACGAAGAACUUUGAGGCACCUGCAGCAGCUCCAGCUGAGGAGGCACAGGACAGCUCCAUGGAGCCCAAUGCUGCAGGAGGAGCAAACCUGUUCAGCGUGUGGACAGAGAAAGCGAGAAAAGCGUUUGCAGAGAAGGUUGCGUACGACCCGGUCCCCAAAGAAGACAAGACACCGACCGCGGAGGAGAUUGACGAAGAGAAGGGCGAGGGAGGCGCCUGGGCCAACAUCUCAAAGGCCGCAAGCCGCUUCGGCAAGCAGGUGGCUUCGGCGGCGGAAGAAGCCAAACAGAACAUAGAGAAGGCAGCUGAAAAAGCCAAGACAGCAGACCUGGCACAGCAAGUCCAAGGCUGGCAAAGCGAGGUCGCCAAGGGCUUUGGAGCUGCUGCAGACCGUGCCUGCCAAGCUCGUGAGGUUUUUACCGAACGUGGCAAGGUAGCAUCGCAGCUUGCGAAGGACUUGGGAAGCAAAGCUGCCAACAAGGCAAGUGAAGCCAAGGUGCAAGCUGCUUCGAAAGCAAGAGAGGCCAAGGACAAAGCUGCAAGUGUGGCAGGCGCUGCCAAGGACAAGCUCGCGCAGGCUGGUGAGGGUCUCAAAGGACUCGGCAGUCUUGCUUUGUCGCCCGCAAAGCUUGCUCAGUUCGGAGGCAUGUUCUUGGUGGGCGUGUUUCUAAUAUCUCUUUCCUUUUCCUUUCUUCCGGUCAUGGUCAUCGCGCCCCAGAAGUUCGCUCUGCUCUUUGCUUUCGGAUCCAUGACGAUGCUGGGCAGCUUCAUGCUUCUGAAGGGCCCGCAGGCCUUCCUGUCGGGCAUGGCGAGGAAGGAGCAGCUUCCCUUUUCAAUCGCCUACGGAGUUGGCCUAGUCGGCACGCUCAUAGCGACCAUCAUUUUGCGGAGUUUUCUGCUGACCGGCAUCUGUGGGCUCCUUCAGGCAGUAGGCCUGCUCUACUUCGUCGCUUCCUAUGUGCCGGGUGGAAAGGCCUGCGUCAACUUCGUGGGUCGCUUGUGUGGUAAGGCAGCGCAGGCCUUGCUUUGCCGCAAGUGA
Molecule: messenger RNA, 1116 nt
Organism: Symbiodinium pilosum
Lineage: Eukaryota; Dinophyceae; Suessiales; Symbiodiniaceae
Source: the annotation of a GenBank genome assembly